Molecule: messenger RNA, 1217 nt
Organism: Dicentrarchus labrax (European seabass)
Lineage: Eukaryota; Metazoa; Chordata; Actinopteri; Moronidae
Product: mucin-5AC
Exons: 9
Coding region: 141-818 (225 amino acids)
Source: RefSeq, a predicted model, not a curated record
UAAAGAGAGGGAAACAUGAGAAAGGUGCAGUAAGCCACACAGAGGUUCACGCAACCAUACCAACCUGCUGAGGGUUCCUGUGGGUGAUUCUCUUUUGUUUUUGCAGAGAAAGUUUUAAAGGUCCCUUAUCAUCUGCACUCAUGAUCAAAUUGUUAAGUGUUGCCAUUGUUGCAGGAUUGUUUUUCGAAAGCGACCAGAAGAUCAUCCUACCCCAGUUACCCAUUGCAAAAGGAUGGCCCUGCUACUAUCCCACCCACAUUCAAUGCUGGACAGACUGGUUUGACAGAGAUAAUCCCUCUGGAACUGGAGACUGGGAGGUCCUCUUCAAUCUUCGUAACGAGAACCCAGGAAAGAUCUGUCCUAAACCAGUGGACAUUGAAGCCCAGACUCUGAAUGGGCUCACUGUGGCUGCAGCAGGGGAUGUGAUUUACAAAAGUGACACAACUGUGGGAUUCAUCUGCAGAAACAGCGACCAACCCAACAAGAAGAGCUGUAAUGAUUAUCGUGUUCGUUUCAGCUGCCAUCCCCCUUUCUGUGGUGGAGGAGUCUGCUGGACCAAGUGGUAUGACAGGGACAAUCCCAGUGGAACAGGGGACUGGGAGCUUUUGAGCAACCUGAGGACAGAAAACCCAGGAGAAAUCUGUGACCAUCCUCUCUACAUUGAGGCUGCUACCACUGGCUCAAUCCCAGCCAUGAGCACAGGGGAGACCUUCUCUAUCUACAAUCCGACUCAGGGAUUUGUUUGCCGCAAAGCGGACCAGAAAUCUGGCAAGUGCCUUGACUACAAAGUUCGCUUUGGAUGCCCAUGCAGUAAUUAAGCCCUGAUUCCACAACCAAACACGGGGGAAGAAGACGUUGAAAUUCUUAUUGCUUAAACAUUUAAUUUUUUUUUUUCUGUCUCUUUCUAUUUUGUAGUUUUUGGUGAGAAGGCCUUUUUCACAGGAAAAACAUUUACUUUUAGGAAAUGCAAAUGAGUAAUUAGUAACAUGAUCAAUGGCUCUGUUGUCCUCAAAUGUCAUAGUAUGUGUGAUACAGGACCCUGAAUUUAACUUCAUUAUAUAUGCUUAUGCUUUUCCUACAGUGCCAAAAUGUCUUCUGUGGGAAAAGGCCUACUAGGUGCUUUAUCCGUAUGUCUUUUCCUUUAAGUGAUUAUGAAAUCAUUACCUUGUAUGACUAUUGUAAAUCAACAGCAAUAAAGAAUACCAUUAGACAGCAAA